GGCACGGUCUCCCAAAAGCACGGUCAUAUAGUUUAUAUUACUGUUUAUGUACUCUAAAUGACCGUGGUUUUGGGCGCACCACCUGUGCAUGUAUUUACUGUAGUAAAAGGAAGGGGUUUAAAAUAAACUUUCCCGAUAGAUGAAUUGUAUGUUGUAAAGUUUGAAAGAUUCACGAAUGUGAAUCUCAUAAAAUUUUCAAAGAAUUAUUUAAUUUUUUUUUUUCUAAAUGGGAGACCUUCCGUAAAUUUUAAGUCACCGAUAAUGUUAAGUACUGCAAUAUGCAUGCAGAUUUAGGAUUAAAACAGAUUAUAUAGAUUAUCUCGCAAUUGGGCUUUCACUUGGUGGUAGAAUGAAUACGUUUCUUCGUAUGUUGGAAACAUUGAUGGUAUUUUGUACAUUUCAUAUUUAAAUUUAUAGUCGAAGACUUAAUUUAGGUCAUAGUAUCAUCAUCUGGACGCCUUUUAUGUAUCAAGCUCGUUACUUUUGUUCUGUGCACGUUACAAAGUUAGGCAAAUUGUGUCCGUUCCAUAUGUUGCAUGUAAUUGAUAAGUGUUGACCCUGGAGCAAGACCAUGCACAGCGUUUGGUACGACGCGUCUGCCGAGCGAGGCGUCACGGCUUCGCCAGCUCUCCCUGAAGGAGCAGUCGAAGGCAAAGUGUUCAAUGAUUGCAUCCAUGGACACAUCACACUGCCGCCCGAGUGUGUGAGUAUAAUUGACACUCCAGAGUUCCAGAGGAUGAGGAACAUCAAGCAGACAGGCUCAGUCUACUUCGUAUAUCCAGGCGCCAGUCACAAUCGCUUUGAACACUCUUUGGGGGUCUGCUAUCUUGCUGGUCAAAUGGUAGAUGCAUUGAAUUAUCCCAAGGAUAGGAUUACGGCAUCACAUAAAAUGUGUCUUCAAAUAGCUGGCCUUUGCCAUGAUUUAGGACACGGACCAUUUUCCCACACGUGGGAAAAAUUUCUGAGGAGAAGUAACAUCGACUGGAUGCAUGAAGAAGCAUCUGUUGAAAUGUUCAAGUAUUUGCUGGAAAAUAAUCCUGAAGUAAAUAAAUUGUUUUCAGAACAAGAGAAAACAUUAAUCAAUGAAUUAAUAAUUGGGACAGGUGGUUCAUUGAAUGACGAAGAAAAAUACUUGUAUGAGAUCAUAUCCAACGAAGAAAAUGGGAUUGAUGUCGACAAGUGGGAUUAUCUGCUCAGAGACGGAAUGCAGUUGAACUUGAAGAUCACCUUUGAUUACAGACGGCUUCUGCAGUUCUGUCGCAUCCUCCGCGUGGGUGGCAAGAACCACGUUUGCUUCCAGAGGAAAACGGAGAUUGAUGUCUGCAACAUGUUCCAGAUGCGAGCGCUUCUCCACCACCUCGCAUACCAACACAGUGUUUCCAAGAACAUAGAGCUGAUGUUCGUAGAUGCUCUGAUAGCAGCUGACAAUGCUGGCUUUACAGUCAACACAAAAACUAAACAGUACAAACUUUCAGAAGCGCACACAAGUAUGGAGGCAUUCAGCCAUUUGACAGACCACAUAUUUUACGACAUAUUGUACAGCCCCCUGGAGGAACUCUCGGAAGCCCAAAAAAUUAUCAAAAGAAUACUAACCAGAGAUUUGUACAAAUUAGUUGGUUCAAGAUAUCAGGAUGUAACAAGCACAAAAGUUAACGAGAUAAUUAAGUGUCUAAAAGAUGAACUCGAUCAAAAACUAGCCACCGCUGUCGAUAAUGAUGAAGAUAGGCUGAAAAACUUUGCAAUAGAGAUUAAAAAGCUCGAUAAAGGCUGUAAAAUGUUUGCUAAUCCAUUUGCCAACAUUUUCUUCUUCGAUAAGAACACGCCAGAUGUUGCAGUCUCUAUCAAUCCACAAAAUGUUCCUAUCUUUGGAUGCAAUGAAGAUUACACCCUCUGCAGAAUCGAGGCUCUUGUGUUCUGCAAGACAAAAAUUGACGAUGAUGAUUGCAGCAAGUUGAAGCUGGCUCUUAACUUGGAUUGAGCAGACAAAAAUUCCUUUAGAAGUUACUCUAAAGUCAAAUGUGGUUCAUAUGAAUCAUGGAGUGGUUUAAUGAUUGGGUGUUACUGUAUGUAGCCUCUGAGUUUAUGGUAAAUGUACAUUUUUAUAUACAAAGAUGAUUAUUUUUAUUAUUUUUUUGUACGUUUCAAACUAUUAAUCAUGAAUAUUUGUGUAUGCUCAAUACCAUUUUGAUACAUACCGAUGUAAUGCUUGACAUGCAAAAUUGUGAAUACUGAUUUCCAUAUGCAGGUUGUGUUCGUAACAAAAUUAUGUAAGGGUUUUAGUUUUAUUACAUAUUAGAUAAGUGUGCUUUAUCACUAGUAGGAAUAUAGUGUUAUUUAUGUGGCUUACCAGCAUUGGUGCUGUAGUAAUGGUAUUUUAAAAAUAAUUUAUUACAAUGUGUACAAAUAAAUCCUUAAAGCUAGUCUGUGAAACCAAGGGAAAGAGGAUUUCAUUUGUUUGGAAUAUUUUUAUUUAUUUCUAAGAAGUAUAAAACUUGACUAUUUUAUUUUCAGAACCUAAGUUCAAAAUGGCUGUGUAUACUUAAUACCUAUGAAUUGUGUGUGAUAGCCAGAUUGGUAACUGGUGAAAGACAUUAACUAGCUGACAGUAAUAUUAACUGUGUGCAUUUAUGUUCAUUUUAAUGUGUUCUUAGAUAGUAACAUUGAAGACCAAAGUGAGUUAAAAAGUAUUUUGGUUGCACAUUUUAAAACCAAUUUCAUAUUGAACUGUGUUAAUUGUUUUGUUUACAAGCUUCAUGUUCAGUUUUUAAUAGUGUUUGGUCCAUUCCUAAAAUAUGCAGAUUCUAAAACCAGUUGGAUAUGCUUCUUUGAUUUUGUACUCUACCAGAUAAUGCUUAUCAAAAUACUUUUGGUUUAUAAAUGUACUCAAUACAAAAACCUGUUUAUUUUAAAAUGUAAUCACAAAUAAAGUUGAUUCAUUUACAGUAACAAUACACGUACAGUUUAUAAAGACAUGACAGUUUCAAAUUGUAACCAAGAGCCUCUAACGUGUACCAGGGUUGGAAUAUUUAAACGAGAACCAUUAUUUUUUAAAUAAAAAAAAUUGUGCAUGUUAUGUUGCAUAAA
Molecule: messenger RNA, 3084 nt
Organism: Bacillus rossius redtenbacheri
Lineage: Eukaryota; Metazoa; Arthropoda; Insecta; Phasmatodea; Bacillidae
Gene: fal
Product: deoxynucleoside triphosphate triphosphohydrolase SAMHD1
Exons: 10
Coding region: 572-1978 (468 amino acids)
Biological process (GO): dGTP catabolic process
Cellular component (GO): nucleus
Molecular function (GO): dGTPase activity
Source: RefSeq, a predicted model, not a curated record